Vitrella brassicaformis is the source of this 4754-nucleotide messenger RNA. NCBI's taxonomy places the organism in Eukaryota, Vitrellaceae. The record is from the annotation of a GenBank genome assembly.
AGAGGAGUGAUGUGGCAAACGACAAUCAGAUGCGAUGACGGUAGGAUGACGGUUGAACAGACACAUUAUAUCAGUCAACAUCCAGACAAUACGCACACACAACUACAUGUACACGUACACAAAACUUCAUUUGGCUCUCAUCUGAGACGUCUCACACACCAUCAAAACAACACACGCCCAAGGGGCCAGGAAAACAGAGACCUCGCGCACCACACUGGAUGAAAGCAACACACACCACACGAGUGGCUGUGUCCAUAUCACCUGUGAUGGACAAUAUCUGCGUCGUCACUCACGAGUGACUGUCCACACAGUGGCAUGACGAUUAUUGUUUCGAUGAGUGAGUGACUUGUGUGUCCUUAAAACGCCCAAGAAUGAAGAGGCCACAUCGGAUGACGCAGACACCCACCCACACACACGUACACAGGACUUCAUUUGCCGCUCAUCUGAUGGACGUCUCACACACCAUCUGUCUGUCUGCUGAAUGUGGGGACACACCACAUCGCACAAGUCAUACACGGACAGACAAACACGGAGGGCCGGAAAAGGAGGGGCCUCACACACAGCCCACUGGAUCAAGGCAGUAUGAAGACAUAUAACCAGCCGUCAAAGCGUGUCACGUGGUUGGUAAAUCACAUGCAGAACCCAAUCCGACCUCUCCCUCACUCUCACACACAGUCAGCACCUCCACUUCAUCGGCCAUGAAUUCCUCACUGCCCCCAAACAGAGCCCGGCCACGCUCAUGCCUCACCCCCUCAUAGCCAUCAGGCAGAUCAUAGUGGGGGAUGAAUUGACUGCAGCUGCGCAUAUCAUCAGCAGCGCCACCCUCACAGCCCAACCGGGCGGGAGUGCCAUAUCCCAAACUCAGCCACCAACCGAUGUUCAGCUUUGAACCAUUAUCUACUUGUCCCUCACGCCCGGCCACACCCACAUCCCUGCUGCCCUCCUCCAGCUUGGUCGGUCCCUUGGCGAAGUGGCCAGCCAGCGAGAAAUCCCACCCAUCACACGAGUAGAAGUGUCCGCCUUUGUAGUCAAGUGGCACUUGGAUGUGGUCACUGAUGAAGGCGCCAAAAACAUACUUGCCCUUGCGGAUAACGAACACCAGACCACUCGCAUCGCUCACACAACGCAGGAGAUCGCCAUAUGACGACCCAUCACGUGAGGCUCUGAAUGAAGAAGAACACACACACACACACGCACAUCCGCAGACACACACAGACAGGCACACAGAGUCAAACGAUGGACGAUGCCGAUGACAAGAGCACGGUACCUGUAGAUGAGUUUCAGUCUGCUCACAGUUGUCAGUCCGAGGAAUCGAUAGAGUGCCGCCGACUGCAGGGCAUCGAGAGUCGCACCCUCGAUCACCUGCAACGACCAACAACAGGACGUCGAUGCGGCUCUUUCUCGCUAAUGUGUGUAUGACCUUGAGUGAGAGCAGUGACCGGCCAUCAACACGAAUGACUUCCACCUCAUCAGCCAUGAGUUCCCUACUGCCCCCAAACAGAGCAUCGCCAUCCUCAUCCCUCACCCCCUCAUAGCCAUCAGGCACAGAACGGCUGGGGAUGAAAUGACAGAAGCUGUGCAUAUCAGCAGCAGCGCCACCCUCACAGCCCAACCACAGGCUUAGGGGGGGCCCAUUGAUGAACAGCUUCGCCGGCCUAGCGUCACCCUUAUAGCCCAACAUCAGGCCCCCAAUCCGCAGCUUCGCCCCGUCCGCUGUAAGCCCCUCCAAUCCCGCCACAUACAUCAUGUACCCGCGGAGCUUCAUAUAUAUCGUUGGUUGGUUUUGGUUGAAGUGGCCGGCCAAUUCGAAUUGCGACACAUUACACCCGUAGGAGUUCACGCCUCUUGGGUCAUCGGGCAGCUCGAUGCCGGCACUGAUAAAGGCGCCAAAGACGUACUUGUCCUUGCGGAUGAGAAACACCAGGCCCUUCGUGUCGCCCACACAGCGCAGAAGAUCGCCGUACUCUGCGCCGUCACGCGAAGCCCUAAGAACAUCAGAGACAACAGAGAAUGACACAUGAUUGAUUGCAGUGUCUGUGAUGUGGUUUGUGUGUCGCACCUGUAAAGCAGAGUGAAUUCACAUUCGUCCAACAUGGCGAGCGCCAAAACGGAGCGGAGGGCCGCACAUUCAGUCGAACUCAGACUGCUGCCAACGACCACCUGCAUACAUAAAGAGUGAUGUGAGGGCAAUUGUGACGCUGCAAUCACCCCAUGGGGACUCUCACCUGUGGGUCGGGCGAUUGGUUGUCCCCGUCUGUCGUGCUGCGACUUGAGAGAGCCGUGAUGCCAUCCGGCACACCGUCAGACCCACUGACGAUGCCAUCACCAUCCUGAUGAAGGUACGCAGCGGAGAUAUACAAGAAGCGAGUCGCCUCAGUCUGACCUCUGGUAUGUCACUGAGGCGAUCAUCGGCUGCAGUCGUUGACACGGACUUGACUGACGAACGGGAGCACACCUGCCUCACAAAUCUGCCUUCCUGCUGCGUGGUUGUCCCAUUUAGUUGUGUUUGACUGACCAUAGACGGCGGACGAUUUCGGUGCCUGCGUGUGGCAGUCUUUUGGAUUUUGUUCGGCGACCUCUCGUUGGUCAGUUGACUCUCAGACGGCGCCAUCUGAAUGAUAACAAGCUGUCACACAGGCAGAUGGAUAAGUGGUCUUGGUUUGCUGACGCUCAUGGUGUUCCUCUCUGAUGGCUGCGACUGCUGGUCGAAAGGUCGGUGGCUGGUAGCAGCAGCAUCGUCGUCUGGUGUGCUGGUGGUGUCCUGCAAUCAAAACGGCAGACACACAGAGGCGUCAGCCGCUGCCGUAGUUUCAGCCGAGUGUCUUUACCUCUCGGCUGCGGUCGGUGCUCGCUCCGAAACAAAUGUCAGCCCUAGCAGCAGCAGCAGCAGCAGCGGCAUCAAUUGAGUGUGCUGCCGACUGGUGGGCGAGGGGCCUGGGUGGGGGAUGUGGGUGAGGCGGAUGAAGUGGGGAAGCGGGCUGGGCAGCUGCCGCUGCUGCCUCCCGCUCAGGCGCCUCUUCUCCGGUCUGAAAGAAGCACCAGAUAGAGAGUGCUGAGCGUCUAGAUUGCCUCUUGCCUGAGGUCCUCCGGGCAUUGUGUUAAUCCACUCUUGGACGGCCGCAUGUAACUCCUGCUCGCUCAUCAACUGCACAUAAAGAGAAUCGAGGCCCUCCGGAAUGCAGGCUUUUCCCUUCCUACCGUCAUUCCAUCGGUGCCGUCAGUGCCUGCUGCAGUUGCAGCUGCAGCGGCAGAAGGCUCAGAGGGCGGAGAAGGAUUCUGAAAAAGCAGGCAUGGAGAUUAAUGAAGAGUGAACCUCGCACUGCAUUUGUCAGCUUUCCAUGACCUGCCGGCAUCGCUCUCUGAAGGAAUUGAUCCAGCUGUCGCUCGCCGAGAAGUCACCAAUGCCCAGCUGGAUGGCGAUCUCCAUCGCCUUGGUCCUGAUGUCCUUUGGGGGGACCUUUGUUGGGUCCUCAUGGCUGGCCAUCCACUGCCGCAUCUCGACCUCAAUCUGGGGAUACUUGGGCGGUCUGAUGCGCUUCUUGGUGUGGUCGGCGGUCUGCACGCCUGCCUCCCUCUGUUUCUUGAUGGCAUAAUACCACUGCUUGAAGCGGUCGGGGGGGAUGCCCUUCUCCCUCUCGAACUGAGGCAUCGAGAUGCGCUCUCCGCUGUCCUUCCGCCUCUCGAACUCGUCGACGAGCUGCAGCCGCUCGCCGAUCGUCACCUCGCCCGCAUUCUUUGUGCACACCUGAACUCAGGUGAACACACAGACAGAAAAGACGGACAUUUGGGGUGUUUUUCAGUGGGUGCAGUCAUUUCACCUGUGAGUUCGAUUGACGGGUCAGAGAUGGUGGGAGUGAACUUGUGCGAUGACGUGAGGCUGGAGAUCCUUCGGCAACUGGCCGGCCCAUAGCCAUCAAUGGAUGACUGAAAGGCGACUGCUGGUCGAGCGGUCGGUCAGGUUCGGGCAUACUAUUGAUCCACUCCUGGAAGACAGCAUCGAACUCUUGAUCGCCCAUCGACUACGCGAAAAACCAUACCACGCUCAUGCACUCUCGUCUUCCCUUACCGUCAUUCCAUCGGUGUCGUUACUGCCUGCUGCUGCUGCUGCAGCGGCAGGUGGGUCAGAGGACGGAAAAGGAUUCUGCAAAAGCAGACAUGAAUCCACGAAGGACGAUCUUGUCACUGCGGGCACUCUGUCUGUCCACCUGCAUAUCGUUGAUAUUGUCAGCAAGGGAUAGAGGCGGUGACGCAGAUGGCCCAGGAGGACUCUGAAAAGAUAGUGAGGCAUCGUCUAUGCCACAAGAAUCAUUGCACCGUACCUGUCCUUCGUCGCCAUCGCGGUGUGCUUCUUCGGGCGCCCUCGCCCCGUCGCCCUGAACAAGCAAAGCACAAGGAGAUGGCAAGCAAACGUGCGAAAGAGUGAUGUGUGGCGAGAAAACACAUCACCUGUUUAUGGUGGUCGCCAAGCUCGUCCAUCAUUUGCCUCUUCUCGCGGGAAGCGAUAAGAUGCGAUCGGGAAAAGAAACAGAUGAGCUUGCAGAAGGAUGGCGGGGGGCGGAACGUUCUUGUUGGAUACCUCUCUGUGGCUGCUGUCUUGUCUGCAGGCCUUCUCGUGGGAGUACAAGGUCUCCCCAGCCUGCGUGCUCUGGAAGCUUCUACGCACUACUUUGACUGAGUGGCUGGCACUGGUGGCUCGAGGAGCCGAAUGAAGACGACAGAAAGCAACACUGGAGAGAAAGGUCAGAAGAGGAUCC